AUGGAGAGACAGCUUUCAAUCCUCAGGGGGAGAAAUUCUCGCAGCAAUAGUUCCCGACCUAGCGUGAGAAACCCCCCGACGGGGCAAUGCGUUGGCUUAGACUGUAUCGUUUCCCCUUUCACGUCCUUGGUAACCUCUCUCGCAAAACGUGAGAGGGGGGUGGUUGGGUUUCGAGGUGGUGUAAUGACGUGGCUGACGGUUGUGACGCCUGCGACGCUUGUCAAAUUCGAGAGACAAUGCCGGCAUGAUGCCCCAAAUCUCACACCCGCCCUAUUCACUUCCACCGUUUAUGGGAGGCGUGGACCGGCCGGUCGAUCAUGGCCAGCACCGAUAAUGGAGGGAUGA
Molecule: messenger RNA, 345 nt
Organism: Colletotrichum truncatum
Lineage: Eukaryota; Fungi; Ascomycota; Sordariomycetes; Glomerellales; Glomerellaceae
Source: RefSeq, a predicted model, not a curated record